AAGCUGGCCCUGUGUGCCACCCAUCACAGGGACUGGGGUGUGGACUCAUUCUUCAGGGGACCAAGAAAUGACUACCUCUUUAAUUUCAGCUCCUCCCAUUGCUGCCUAGAAUGUGACUAUGGGGAAGAAAGUGGCCAUCAUUGGAGCUGGUAUCAGUGGUUUGGCUUCCAUCAGGAGCUGUCUGGAGGAGGGGUUAGAGCCCACCUGCUUUGAGAUGAGCGAUGACAUCGGGGGACUGUGGAAAUUUUCAGACCACGCAGAGGAGGGCAGAGCGAGCAUUUACCAGUCGGUCUUUACCAACUCUUCCAAAGAGAUGAUGUGCUUUCCAGACUUCCCAUUCCCUGAUGACUUCCCCAGUUUUAUGCAUAACAGCAAGCUGCAGGAAUAUAUCACGACAUUUGCCAGAGAAAAAAACCUCCUGAAAUACAUACAGUUUAAGACACUUGUAUCCAGCAUAAACAAACAUCCUGAUUUCUCAGUGACUGGCCAAUGGUAUGUUACCACUGAAAGGAAUGGUAAGAAAGAAACCGCUGUCUUUGAUGCUGUAAUGAUUUGUUCUGGACACCAUGUGUAUCCCAACCUACCAAAAGACUCCUUUCCAGGGCUAAAGCACUUUAAAGGUAAAAGCUUUCACAGCAGGGAGUAUAAGGAACCAGGAACAUUCAAGGGAAAGCGUGUUCUGGUGAUCGGCUUGGGGAAUUCUGGCUGUGAUAUUGCCACAGAGCUCAGCCACACAGCUGAACAGGUGGUCAUCAGCUCCAGAAGUGGCUCCUGGGUGAUGAGCCGAGUCUGGGAUGACGGUUAUCCUUGGGACAUGUUGUAUGUCACUCGGUUUCAAACGUUCCUCAAGAACAACUUGCCAACAGCCGUCUCUGACUGGUGGUACGUGAAGCAGAUGAACGCAAAGUUCAAGCAUGAGAACUACAGCCUGAUGCCUUUAAAUGGAACCCUGAGGAAAGAGCCUGUGUUCAAUGACGAUCUCCCAGCUCGCAUUCUCUGUGGCACUGUGUCCAUCAAGCCCAACGUGAAGGAGUUCACAGAGACCUCGGCCAUUUUUGAGGAUGGGACCGUGUUCGAGGCCAUCGACUGUGUCAUUUUUGCAACAGGCUAUGGUCAUGCCUACCCUUUCCUUGAUGACUCCAUCAUCAAAAGCGAAAAUAAUAAGGUCACCUUGUUCAAAGGGAUCUUUCCUCCACAACUGGAGAAGCCAACCAUGGCAGUGAUUGGCCUCGUCCAGUCUUUAGGGGCUGCCAUCCCCACAACUGACCUCCAGGCCCGCUGGGCAGCCCAAGUUAUAAAGGGAACUUGUACUUUGCCUCCUGUGAAAGACAUGAUGAAUGAUAUACAUGAGAAAAUGGGAACAAAGCUGAAAUGGUUCGGCAAAAGCGAGACGAUACAGACGGAUUACAUCAACUACAUGGAUGAACUGGCCUGCUUCAUUGGGGUGAAGCCUAACAUUCCCUGGCUGUUUCUCACAGAUCCCAGAUUGGCUCUGGAAGUUUUCUUUGGCCCUUGCAGCCCUUACCAGUUUAGGCUGGUGGGCCCCGGGAAAUGGCCGGGGGCCAGACAUGCAAUCCUGACGCAGUGGGAUCGGACGCUGAAACCCAUGAAGACGCGCGCUGUGGGACACCUUCAGAAGCCUUCCUUGUUUUCCCCUUGGCUCAAGCUCCUUGCUAUUGCUGCACUCGUAAUUGCUGCUGUCCUUGUGUUCUAAUCAUCGUUCCCUCUAGGAUUUCUGAAAGUUAUAAGCAAAUACCAAGAAAAACUGUACUAUUUAAAAAUGAAAAUGUUCAUCCAUCCUACUGUCCUAUUCAGAAUCUUAACCGAUAAAUCUGUAUUACUAGAUUUUAAUAUACACCCAUAUAUUGGGGUGGUCUUGUGGUGCAGCAGGUAGAGCCACUGCCUGUGAAGCCAGUGUCCAUAAGGGUUCUGUCCCAGCUGCUGCUCUUCUGAUUAGCUCCCUACUAAUAGCCUGGGAAAGGAAGCAGAAGAUGGUCCAAGUGUUGGGAACCCUGCCACUCAUGUGAGGAGACCCAGAUAAAGCUCUUGGCUCCUGGCUUUAGCCUAACUCAGCCCUGGCCAUUGUUCCCAUUUGGGGAGGAACCAGUAAAUGGAAGAUUUCUUGCUCUGUCUGUCUCUCCUUCACUCUUGGUAAUUCUUUCAAAUAAAUAAAUCUUUUAAAAACUAAGCCAAUAUAUUUAUCAUGAUCUAAAAAGGAUAAAAAUUAUAGCUCUUUUGGUUCCAUUAA
Molecule: messenger RNA, 2248 nt
Organism: Lepus europaeus (European hare)
Lineage: Eukaryota; Metazoa; Chordata; Mammalia; Lagomorpha; Leporidae
Product: flavin-containing monooxygenase 3
Exons: 9
Coding region: 119-1714 (531 amino acids)
Molecular function (GO): NADP binding; N,N-dimethylaniline monooxygenase activity; flavin adenine dinucleotide binding
Source: RefSeq, a predicted model, not a curated record